CUAAGUAGCAUAGGGAUCUGCCUGGCCGCCUGUGAAGAGCCUGGUUUGGGUGGUCUGGUGGAGGAGGUCGUUAUUAAGUUUGUUGGUGGGUCAUCUGUUUCAGUAGAAGUUAUCUGGCCUGAGCCUCUGAGACUUUAGCUUUACUGCCAAGUUUGGUUCUUAGUGUGUGCGUUUGUGUUCGCUGCGUUCGUGGAAGGAAAGAGAAGCUUCAGCGGCCGUCUCAGAGAUCUCCAGAAAAGAGCAUCUGAACUUCACUGAUUUGAGGGUGCUUGACCAUCUUCUCAGAGUGCUUUCCUCCUCCUCCAGUUGGUUCUAGCAAGCAUCAUGAGGUUUCAAAUUCAUUUUGUAAUACUGUCUGAUGCCUCCAAAAAAGAAGUGUACCCGCAAAACUAGAAAGGCAGAGCUGGUAUUCCUUGAGAGGCCAUGGGAGGGACCCAUCCAUUGCUGUGAAACUCCGCUGUAUGUGGCUGAAAAUCCAGUACGUGUUUCUACAAAGCCUGUAGACCAGAACACCUCUACUGCCUGGGUGUGCCCACAAUCUGAAACAACUAAGUCAUUGGUUUUGAGAGCGUGUCAGAAGAAGCGAUGUGAUUCUCACAAGCUUCAGAAUCGGGAUGUCAGCUAUGGUUUGCUUCGUGCAGAGACAGCUUGUCGAAGAUCUGUGGCCUGCAAAUUUCCUCCCUUAAUUUUUGAGAAUUCAGAAGUAUGUUCAGUCCGCUCCACAGAUAUGCUGAGUCAUGCAGGAAAGAACACACAGCAUUCUCACAUCCAGUGCAAGAAAGGGAUAGGAUCCAAAGCUAACAUCCAGGUGAAUGGUUCUGAGAACUGUAGUGAAACGCCAUCAUUACCUAUUUCUCAGCCUGUAGGGCCAGCAGUCUUCAGCCCACUAGAUAUGGGGAUGCCACAGUUGCCUUCUUUAAGGAACUGCACAUGCAGCAGUGCUCUGCCACAAAUCAGUAGUCAUGCUGAGUUGGUGUCCAGCGUCAACCACUGUGGGAGGGAGCAAUUGGCAGAAACACUAGUUAUGGAUACUCCUGAGCGUGAGUAUGGAAUAAAGGUCACCUGGAGGAAUCGGCCUCAUCUCCUUAAGUACCUGAGAGACAGAGGGAAGCUGAGUACUGCUGACAUACUGGUAAAGGCACACCUUGAACUCUAGAAGUCAGGGUGCCUCCUGAUUGGCAAAACAGUAAUUUUAUGCGCAAGGACUUGCCUAAAUACAAAACGCUCUUUUCAACGAUAAAGAGGGGCAAUAGCUUAAGCUAUACAUCGUGCUAGGGCAUGCUAAUUCUAUGUCGUAGCAACGCGUAGGGUGCACCUUGUUCUCAGGGGGUGAGUGGCACUUUUUUUUUUUCCGGACUCAUCUUCCUUGCAGAGGGUGGGGGAAGGGAAGUAAGUGCAACGCGUCUUCCCACCCACACACCUCCCGCGAUCCAGACUUUAGCGCCCUGCGCCACCAGGACAACUGGCGGGCUUGGGGGGAAGGGGGGAGGAG
Molecule: messenger RNA, 1492 nt
Organism: Lagopus leucura (white-tailed ptarmigan)
Lineage: Eukaryota; Metazoa; Chordata; Aves; Galliformes; Phasianidae
Gene: RHNO1
Product: RAD9-HUS1-RAD1 interacting nuclear orphan 1
Exons: 3
Coding region: 359-1156 (265 amino acids)
Biological process (GO): recombinational repair; cellular response to ionizing radiation; DNA damage checkpoint signaling
Cellular component (GO): nucleus; chromosome
Source: RefSeq, a predicted model, not a curated record